AUGGGACCGAAUGCUUGAAUUUGCGCGUGUGUUUAUGUGUUUGUUUGUGUGUGGGUAUGUGGGCUAGUGAGAGGACAGCAAAGGGCAAUUGGUGUGCGUGUGUCUGAAGCCGUAAUUGAAUUAUGAAUUCAUUUUUGUUCAUUAUCGCCUCGUUUUUACCGUUUUCGCCUCGUGGUAGAUUUCGUUUUUAUCGUUUUCGCCUGCUGGUAGAUUUCGUUUUUAUCGUUUGCCCAUAGAACGAACAUGCACAUGCACACCCACACUAAAACACAGCCACACACACACACACACGCACACACACACAGUCUCGUGCGCAUCUUAGCACCGCACCGCGUACGGGAUUCGCAGUCGUUUAGUGUAAAGCAUCAUCAGAAAUCAUCAUCAGCAGCAGGUUAAGGAGUGCACUGAGGAGAGAAGUAGAAGCAGAUCGAGAAGACCGCUCCGCUUCUUGGCACCGCCCAUAGUUAAACCCCUUCCUUCGAAUAGGCGCAACAGCCAGAGCGUUACACCGGACCCAAGGAACCUGCAAGCCCUUCCCUAACCUGCCAACCAGCCAGCAGGUUCAAGCGACGGUUCGAGCGACAACACCCCACGACCCUAGGCGAUGCUAUAGUAUCAGAGUGUGUGGAGUGUCACGGUGAAUCACCAACCAGCCAGCCAGUUGGUGCGUGCUGCUGUUUUUUUUUCUCAAGUUCGGUUCCGCAAAAAAAAACCGGGAGAGGAAACCUCACCGCACGGAAUCGGAGCAUCCUCGCACAACCACACACCUCGCACCCAGUGCCCUCCUCCGCCGUCGUCGAUCCUCUCGAUCUACCCCGUCGUCCUGGGCGAAACCUUGCCAUUCUGUGAUUAUUUUCAAGAACAAAACGGACCGACAGAGAGAAGAAGGUAGGGAGGGGCCGAGAAGCCGCGUACUGCGAAAUCUGCGAAAAAUAAUCACCGUGUUCUUUUAGUUUUAGUGUGUGUGUGUGUGUGUUAGCCUUUGUGGUUAUCUGUGAAGCCCGCGUGAGCGUGUGCCUACGUGUGUGUGUGAGUGCGUGCGUGUGUGUUUAUCAACUGUAGCGUAUCCUUGUACACACCGAGGAGUUGAAGGAUCGCAUUCAGUGAUCAGUGAGAAAACCUGUGCCGUGUGUGUGUGUGCGUGCGUGUGUUUUGAGGUCCUUGCUCGGACCAGGUAGGCAGGCAGGCAGGCGCAGCAGCGGGCCAGCGUGUACACUCCGUGAAGUACGUACCUGUGGUACGUUUUGCAGCUCAAAGCACAGCGUCACAACUACUCACCCUCAGACUCUAGCAAUCAACCAACCAACCAAACGCGUCUUGCAGCAGCCCCGCCAAGCCAAGCACCAGGGAUCAACUACUCAGCUUUUGUCUUGUGGGCACCGAGCACCGAUCAAACAAACUCUUCAACACCACCCCACUAGUCCCGUUCACAGUGAUGGCGAAGAAAACGUACGAUCUGCUAUUCAAGCUGCUGCUGAUCGGUGAUUCCGGUGUUGGCAAAACCUGCAUCCUGUUCCGCUUCUCCGACGAUGCGUUCACCUCGACAUUCAUCUCCACCAUCGGAAUUGACUUUAAAAUAAAGACGAUCGAACUGCGAGGCAAGAAGAUCAAGCUGCAGAUCUGGGAUACGGCCGGCCAGGAGCGGUUUCAUACCAUCACCACCUCGUACUAUCGGGGCGCGAUGGGCAUUAUGCUGGUGUACGACAUCACGAACGAGAAGAGCUUCGACAACAUCGUGAAAUGGUUACGAAAUAUAGACGAGCACGCCAACGAGGAUGUGGAGAAGAUGAUACUCGGUAACAAGUGCGAUAUGGCCGAUAAGCGUGCAGUGCGCAAGGAACGGGGUGAAAAUAUUGCCCGCGAGCACGAUAUACGCUUCAUGGAAACCUCAGCAAAGGCGAACACUAACAUCGAGUUGGCAUUUCGCGAACUCGCCGAAGCGAUCCUGGACAAGACGGCCGGCAAGGAGACGACCGACAAUCCGGACCGAGUGGUAGUGAACAGGGGCACGGGUGAGCGGCCGCCUGCCUACAAAGCGUGCUGCGCGUAGUGUGGUGCCUACGACAGUCGAUAUCCCCCGACGCGGUUUACACACCAUCUGCGGUCGGUGUGCUUCGGUUUCGGGUGCCAUCGCUACAUACACACAUACGUCGUCGCUGUCACCGUUGCCAUCGCGCUGCCGGAAUCCCCUGUCGCCACCGGCAUCCGCUACCCGGCAACUACUUGCUCGUUGCGAGUUUUGGACGUUCAUUAGAUUAAUUUUAAGGUUACUCUUUACAUGUUCGGCUUGUGAUGGUGGCACACGAGUGUAUGCCGAGCUAGUACUGUGACAACGCACCCCGACUACUCUACUCAUUCUCUCCCAUCGCCUAUCACCCUUCUCCUCCCUCAUGGCCGCCGCAAAUCCCUCAGGGGGUUAUUUUUAUAUAGUUUUAUGGACGCUCCAUCGUUUCUGUUGGUUUUUAGCUUGUUCGUUUGUAACACACAAUCGUUUUUCAGAGACUGGCUCCUUUGGCCCCUGGACUCUUCAAUAUGCCCACCGCUCCCAGUGUCCAAAGACAGUGUUAAUGCAUUUUUUAAAGAGAGACAGAGAGAGAGAGACAGAGAGAGAGAGAGAGAGAGAGACAGAGAGAGAGAGAGAGAGAGAGAGAGAGAGAGAGAGAGAGAGAGAGAGAGAGAGAGAGAGAGAGAUGAACAGAUAUGAAAGAGGCGCCAACUGGGCGAGGGUUAAGGUAAGGGGUGCAGCUAAUCGCAAGAGAUAGCGUCUGCUAUCUUGGGCUUGUAUAAUCGGUUUAGGAGCGUCAAAACAAAAUUAGCUUAAACUCGGUAGCGGUUAUGAUCCAAUCCUUUUUAAAAACUCAGUUGUUUGUUGAGGCAUAUCGAAUGGACGACGAAACGGCGUAAUCCUUAACGGCGGAUGCCAUAUAAACGGAAUAAAUCAAUCAAAUCGGAUGGGCCCAAUCUGCCCAGAGCGUCAGACUAUAUGAUCAGGGCAUGCAAACGUGAACCACGUGCCGGAUGACGAGUCGUAAUUUAUCCGUAAUGUGUAACUCUGACCGGACCGAAGGACUGACCGGAAUAAUCUAUAGGCAGUAUAAGGGGUAACCGGUGCGCAGCGGGAUAAUGAUUGAGCAAUGAGGCCUGGUGGGCAGACUUACUUGAUGUUGUUAAGUAACAUAUUAUUGCAUGAUUUAUGACAUUGAAAUGCUGAAGCUAAUAAAUAGACCCAAAUGUAAUACGAA
This is a messenger RNA of Anopheles darlingi, 3242 nucleotides long. It is a transcript of the gene Rab10, whose product is annotated as ras-related protein Rab-10. Lineage: Eukaryota; Metazoa; Arthropoda; Insecta; Diptera; Culicidae. Gene Ontology annotation, biological process: cellular response to insulin stimulus. Gene Ontology annotation, molecular function: GTPase activity; GTP binding. The record is from RefSeq and is a predicted model, not a curated record. The transcript has 4 exons. Gene Ontology annotation, cellular component: insulin-responsive compartment; recycling endosome; Golgi apparatus. The coding region runs from base 1436 to 2050 and encodes 204 amino acids.